Messenger RNA from Caretta caretta (loggerhead turtle), 2741 nucleotides. RefSeq names its product synapsin I (gene SYN1). Gene Ontology annotation, biological process: neurotransmitter secretion. Lineage: Eukaryota; Metazoa; Chordata; Testudines; Cheloniidae. The record is from RefSeq and is a predicted model, not a curated record. Gene Ontology annotation, molecular function: ATP binding. Gene Ontology annotation, cellular component: synaptic vesicle membrane; synaptic vesicle.
GUCCAGCUGCUGCUGCGCUCAUAUGACUCCGGGAUUCGGGAGCCGCCGGGUCUGCCCCAGAGAGAGCCCGGGGUGCAGGCCCCAUAGAUCCCCUAUAGGGGCCCCUAUAGAAGGGCGCAGGCUGGGGGAGAGAGAGACACCCCCUUAUUACCCCCUCCCUUAUAAACCCCCUUUCCCCUAUAGAUCCCCUCCCUUACAGACCCCCCUUCCCCAUAGGCAUCCCUUGCCCUAUAGACACCCCCUUCCCCUCCAGAGAUCCCCUAUAGACACCUCUUCUACAGACACCUGCUUUCCCCAUAGAGAUCCCCCCCAGGCACCAUAACCCUAGAGAAAGAGCCCUGAUAGACGAAGGACCCUAGCGAGAGGACUCUCCUGUUUGGAAAGACCUUCACCCAUAGACGAGACUCGCCCAAAGAGAUGCCCCUGUAGCGAGCCUUCCCCUAUAGAAGCAUCCUAUAGGGGAGCUUUCCCUACAGUAGGGGAUCCCCUGUCUAGAGAGAAAGAGCCCUCCUCCCCCUAUAGAAAAGAGAGACCCCCCUUCCGGGAAGACCCCGUCCAGAGGAGCCAUCCCUGUAGACAGACACCUCUCCUGCCCAGAGAGAGCAGCCCCCCCAUAGGAUUGAUAGACCCCCCCGUUUGCCCGCUAGCCACAGCCCCCUACAGCAUCCCCAGGAUGAAUUACCUGCGGCGACGCCUCUCGGACAGUAACUUCAUGGCCAACCUGCCCAACGGCUACAUGACGGACCUGCAGCGGCCUCAGCCCCCUCCGGUGCCCCCGGGUGCCCCCUCGCCCGUCCCCUCCCCAGGCAGCGUCUCCCCGGCCGAGCGCCCCCCGGCUGCCCCCAGCCCCGGGGCCGGCGGGGGGGGAGGUGGGUUCUUCUCGUCCCUGUCCAACGCCGUGAAGCAGACGACAGCGGCCGCGGCAGCCAGCUUCAGCGAGCAGGUCGGGGGGGGCAGCGCGGGGGGCGGGGGGCGCAGUCGGACGCUGCUGGUCAUCGACGAGCCGGGCACCGACUGGGCUAAAUUAUUCAAGGGCAAGAAGCUCCAUGGUGAUGUUGAGGUGCGGGUGGAGCAGGCCGAGUUCUCGGAGAUGAAUCUGGUGGCUCAGGCCAAUGGGGCCUUUUCAGUGGAUCUUGAGGUUUUGCGCAACGGGGUCAAGGUGGUGAGGACGGUGCACCCCGACUUCGUGCUGGUGCGACAGCAUGCCUACAGCAUGGCCCCGGGGGGCGACCACCGGGGGCUGGUGAUCGGGCUGCAGUACGCCGGGGUGCCCAGCGUCAACUCCCUGCACUCCAUCUACAACUUCUGCGACAAGCCCUGGGUGUUUGCCCAGUUGGUGCGGCUGCGCAGGAAGUUGGGGGCCGAGGAAUUCCCCCUCAUCGAGCAAACCUUCUACCCCAACUACCGGGAGAUGCUGACGACCCCCAGGUACCCCGUGGUGGUGAAGAUGGGCCACGCCCACUCUGGGAUGGGCAAGGUGAGGGUGGAGAACCAGUACGACUUCCAGGACAUCGCCAGCGUGGUGGCCCUGGCCCGGACGUACGCCACGGCCGAGCCCUUCGUCGACGCCAAGUACGACCUGCGGGUGCAGAAAAUCGGCACCAGCUACAAGGCUUAUAUGAGAACCUCGGUCUCGGGGAAUUGGAAAACGAACACGGGCUCAGCCAUGCUGGAGCAAAUCGCCAUGUCUGACAGGUACCGGCUGUGGGUCGACACCUGCUCGGAGAUUUUCGGGGGGCUGGACAUCUGCGCGGUGGAAGCCCUGCACGGCAAGGACGGGCGUGACCACAUCAUUGAGGUCGUCGGCUCCUCCAUGCCCCUGAUCGGGGACCAGCAGGACGAAGACAAAGAGCAGAUUGUGCAGCUGGUCCUGGGGCGCAUGGCGCAGGCCCUGCCCCGAACCCCCACCCCCUCCCCGGUGCGGGGGGGCCUGGCCCAGGCGCAGGGAGCCCCGGCUGGGCAGAGACAAGGACCCACGGCGCAGCAACGGCCCCCCCCGCAGGGGGGACCACAGCCACCAGCCCCACACCCCCAGCGCCCCCCAUCUCAGCAGCGCCCCCCCCCACAGGGGCAGCAGCUCUCCGGCCUGGCCCCCCAGCCUGGUGGCCCCCCCCUGCAGCAGCGCCUGCCCAGCCCCACCGCCCCCCAGCAGCGCCCCAUGGGUCCCCCCCAGCAGCGCCAGCCGGGCCCCGGCAUCCCACAAGGCUCCCGAGCCCCCCAGCCCGGUGUGGGAGUCCCCCCAGCCCCCCAGCCCCAGCGGGGACCCAGCCCCGGGGCUGGGGGCCAGUCCCCCCAGUCGCAGCCAAAGUCCGGGGGGGCCUCUCCCCAGCCUCAGCAGCCUCCCCAGCAGCGCCCCCCAGGGGCCCAGCAGCGAGCACCACCCCGGCAGAGCAGCCAGGGGGCGCCCUCCAGCCAGCGGGUCCCCCCCCAGCCCCGCCCGGCGCCCCCCACCACCCAGCAGCCGCGGCCCAGCGCCCAGGGGGGCAGCCGGCCCCCUCCAGCACACGGAAAACCCCAAGUGGCUCAGAAACCCACCCCGGAGCUGCCGGUGCCCCAGCCCCAGAUGAACAAGUCCCAGUCUCUGACCGGCUCCUUCCCCCUUGCAGAGCCGGCGCGGGCCACCGCUAGCCCGGAGGAGGCCGGGGCCGAGUCCAUCCGCUCACUCCGCCAGAGCUUCGCCAGCCUCUUCUCCGAGUGACCCCGAGACCCCCCCGGCCCCCCCGAGACCCCCUCAGAGACCC